Molecule: messenger RNA, 818 nt
Organism: Hydra vulgaris (swiftwater hydra)
Lineage: Eukaryota; Metazoa; Cnidaria; Hydrozoa; Anthoathecata; Hydridae
Product: acyl-CoA-binding domain-containing protein 6-like
Molecular function (GO): protein binding; fatty-acyl-CoA binding
Source: RefSeq, a predicted model, not a curated record
UAUGUACUGAAGGUCUCAUAAGAUGCUAUUAAAUAUGACAAAUAAGUAUAUACAUUUUUCAGGUAAUUAAUUAUUUAAUGGUCAUGGACUCAGAUAUUGAAAAUUUAUUUCAAGAAGCUGUUUUACAAUCACGUUGUUUAAGUAAAGUAAGUCAAUCAGAUAUGUUGAAAUUGUAUGGCUUGUAUAAGCAAUCCAAUGAAGGCUGCUGUAAUAUUCCUAAACCUGCGUUUUGGGACUUUGCAGGAAAAGCCAAAUGGGAAAGUUGGAAUAGUUAUAGGGAACUUUCAAAAAAAGAUGCUCAAUUAAAUUAUGUCACUCUUGUUAAUGCUUUGAAGGUAGAUAAUGAUGGGUGCAACGAAAACUGUACUACUUAUCAAAAAGAGGGUUUAGGGGUGUCUGUAAGUACAAUGGCAAAAACAGAUGAGGAGGAAAUAAAUGAUGAAAAUAAAACAAUUUUUCAUUAUUGUGAAGAAGGUAAUUUAAAAUAUAUGAUAAAUUUACUAGAUACCAAUCCUUUGUUAUUAAAUGAAAAAGAUAAAGAUGAUCUCUCUUUAUUGCAUUGGGCUGUCGAUAGAGGACAUUCAGAAAUAGUAGAACUUUUGAUAAGUCGUGGUUGCAAUGUUAACUGUGUAGAUUCAGAUUUACAAACACCUCUGCAUUAUGCUGUUACAUGUGGCAGGCCACACAUUGUGGAACUACUAGUAUCUAAUGGUGCUGAUGUUAAGUUAAAAGACAUUGAUGGCUGCUCUGCUCUUGAUUAUUCAGAUGACAUAACUAUUACAAAGUUUUUAGAAUCAAUUUAGGAACAAAAAAAGUUA